GGCUGAUCGAGUGCGUCCUUCCGUGUGCGUGUGCUAGGUCCGGUUGCCGUGUUUACGUUAGUUCUUGAUCGGUUCUCUUCGACUGUGUACCUUCAUUCCUAUGGACAUGCCGGUCCGCUCUGAGAGCACCGAUGGGUCCGGCUCCUCAGGGCGCAAUGGCUCCAACGACAUGCUACCAGCGGCAGACACGUGGGGCUCGUGGCACGUGGCAGGAGAGUCUCGCAACCGCUGUCUCCAGUUUCGGGUGAAGAACGACCAUGCCCGGGUGAGCUGCCUGCUCUGUGCCACCUCGAUGGGCAGCCCACGGUGGUUGGUACCCUUUGUAGGACGUCGGCUGCCUCGAGAGCUGGCCAAGCGUCUUGCACAGGCCUCCGAGCCAGAGCUGGUACAGGCAGCUUUGUGUUCCAGUCUACAAGCUGUACACGAUGCCUGGCUACAGAGCCUGGAGCCAACACUGAGUCGGCGAGAUGAACUGCUCCGAGCUACUGACCAGGGUCCCGGAGAAGCAUCCCUGGCUGCCCUCGAGGCAGAGCUGUCAUCGGGGUGCUCUCUGGCUCUUGCAGUCGUCAUGAAUGGCAAUCAGCUGUACGUUGCCAAUCUGGGACGCACGCGGGUAUUGCUGCUACGGGGAGGAGAAGAGCCCAAGCUGCUGACGGUGGAGCACAGUAUAGACAAUGCAGAUGAGUUGGCCCGCCUCGUUAGUCUUGGAGUGGACACCGACGCCCUCACCGAGGAAGUCGUUCCCGUCACCCGUUGCCUCGGUGCACACCCACGCCGGCGGCGUCCCGACGGGCCUGACCCGGUGUCCAACGAACCAGAAUUUUGUGGUCCACUAGAGGUGGAGCCUGGCUGGCGGCUUCUGUUUCUGUCGGAUGGUCUUUGUAAAGCCCUAAACGUUUCGGGAAUGCUAAACCAGGUGUGUAUAUUCCAGUCGUACUUGUGCGGUUAUAUCAAUGGAAAGAAUUCUAGACAAAUCGACGUGCCAGUUUAA
This is a messenger RNA of Rhipicephalus microplus (southern cattle tick), 991 nucleotides long. Its product is annotated as TGF-beta-activated kinase 1 and MAP3K7-binding protein 1. Lineage: Eukaryota; Metazoa; Arthropoda; Arachnida; Ixodida; Ixodidae. Gene Ontology annotation, molecular function: protein serine/threonine phosphatase activity. The record is from RefSeq and is a predicted model, not a curated record. Gene Ontology annotation, biological process: protein dephosphorylation.